AUGACAACCGACGGCGCCAACCGAAUUGACGAUUCCUUCCAGCUGUACGAUUUACGCGUUGAAGUAGUCUGCCCGCCUGGAAAGCGCAUCAUGUGCGGAGCAAAGGAUGGAGACUACUUUAUACUCGAGGGGGAAAUGCUUAAGCUUCCACCUGGUCAAGGCAUAUCAAUUUAUUCACUUUGUGCCAUCACAUUGAAUCAGCGUGUCACUUCGCCAAACGACUGGAUAUCGACGGAUGCCGAAGUGGCCUGUCCUGACCCGAACUGUCCAAGCAGGCUGCGAAUCAUCAGAACCAGUAUACGGACAUACAAGCACGGAGAUGUCACGAUUGUCUCUCUUCGCGACAAAGAGAACGAAUCAAAAAAUUCGGCUUCAUAG
Molecule: messenger RNA, 378 nt
Organism: Laetiporus sulphureus 93-53
Lineage: Eukaryota; Fungi; Basidiomycota; Agaricomycetes; Polyporales; Laetiporaceae
Exons: 3
Coding region: 1-378 (125 amino acids)
Source: RefSeq, a predicted model, not a curated record